This is a messenger RNA of Hyaena hyaena (striped hyena), 649 nucleotides long. RefSeq names its product MICOS complex subunit MIC27-like. The annotation marks the transcript as partial. Gene Ontology annotation, cellular component: MICOS complex. Gene Ontology annotation, biological process: cristae formation. Lineage: Eukaryota; Metazoa; Chordata; Mammalia; Carnivora; Hyaenidae. The record is from RefSeq and is a predicted model, not a curated record. The transcript has a single exon.
CACAGACAUGGCGGCUGUUAGGAUGGGAAAGCUGACAACCAUACCUGCAGGUCUGAUAUGUGCAUCUAUAAGUGUGCAUGCAGCUAAAGAAGAAGAAUUGAAAAAGCAUCUAGUAAAACCAGAGCAGCUCCCCACAUAUACCACACCACCUCUGCAGUCUAAAUAUGUUGAAGAACAGCCUGGUCAUUUACAAAUGGGCUUUGCAUACAUUCACACAACAACUGGUCAUUAUAUUGACUGGUGCAAGGGUGUUUAUGUUUUUGUGAAAAAUGGGAUAAUGGAUACAGUACAAUAUGGAAAAGAUGCUUAUAUCUAUCUGAAGAACCCACCUCGAGAUUUUCUUCCAAAAAUUGGAGUGAUUACAGUUUCGGGAUUAGCAGGCUUGUUUUCAGCAAGAAAAGGUUCUAGGUUUAAGAAAAUUGCUUAUCCACUGGGACUGGCCACUUUAGGAGCAACUGUUUACUAUCCAGUUCAGUCAGUAAUAAUCGCAAAGGUAACUGGGAAAAAGGCAUAUACUACAAGCCAGCAAAUUUACGAAGCAGUUAAAUCAUUGUGGACAAAAAACAACAAAAAAGAGUCACUUUCUAAACUGAAAGAAAAAACUAAGAUAGAAGAAAACUCUGCUGAAAUAGAAAUACCUGCAAAAACA